Messenger RNA from Thunnus maccoyii (southern bluefin tuna), 3875 nucleotides. RefSeq names its product transcription factor SOX-13-like. The coding region runs from base 328 to 2244 and encodes 638 amino acids. Gene Ontology annotation, molecular function: RNA polymerase II cis-regulatory region sequence-specific DNA binding; DNA-binding transcription factor activity, RNA polymerase II-specific. Gene Ontology annotation, cellular component: nucleus. The record is from RefSeq and is a predicted model, not a curated record. The transcript has 14 exons. Gene Ontology annotation, biological process: cell fate commitment; regulation of transcription by RNA polymerase II. Lineage: Eukaryota; Metazoa; Chordata; Actinopteri; Scombriformes; Scombridae.
GAAACCCAGACCAGUAGAUAGAAAGUCACCGGGAGUGAGUGAGAGGAGGGCUGCGCUCUCUGUCUCCAAAACAUUUACGCACGGCCGCGGCAGCAUUCCGCCUCUCUGUAUUCCCCACCGUCAGUCAUUUUACCAACAUCCGCUGUCUCCCUCUGAAGGACCGGAGCAGAAGCCCGUACCACACGUACCGAGCAGCUUCAGUCCCAAACCACCGUGCUUUGCAUGCGGUGAGCAAUUAAAGCGGGAGAGGAAGAGGAGGACGGAAGUUUUUUUUUUUUUUUUUUUUUUUUUUUUUCUCGUGGAGAGCUCAGGGCGCAUCGGGACUGAAUGGUUGAGCCCAGCCCUCCAGCGCUGCACCUCCACUCCAGCGGGGAUGUCAGCAUGGUGGGUGUUGGUGUCAAAGUAGAACAAGAGGAGUCCAGUAGAGGAAGUGGAGUCAUUACCAAUGCUGAACCUCCUAAGACAUCUCCCUCACGUGAUUGGUCAGGAAAUCAGCCGCUGGAGGCCCGCCAACUGACCCCACCGCUGUCCCGCUCCCCUUCGGAGGGCUCUCCGGGUAAAGAGCUGCCACACAGGAGAAGCCCGGUGGGAUUGAAAGAGGUCAGGAUGCAUGACCGACCAGAAGGACAAUCCAGCUUCAAAGAAGUAAUGCCUACCAUUGAGAAGCUGCUGAAUGCUGACUGGAAGGAGAAACUUCUGGAUAAAAGCACAGUGGGGGCAGGACAACUGAAAGGUACCCCAGAGUCUCUGGCAGAGAAGGAGCUCCAGUUGUUGAUGAUGAUCAACCAGCUGAGCGGUCUGAGGGAACAGCUACUGGGAGCCCAUUCAGAGCAGAGGAACAUGGCUGCCCUGCUGCUGGAGAAACAGCAGCAGCAGAUGGAGCUUGCUCGACAGCAGCAGGAACAGAUUGCCAAGCAGCAGCAGCAGUUGAUCCAGCAGCAGCACAAGAUAAACCUGCUUCAGCAGCAGAUUCAGCAGGUGAACAUGCCCUAUGUGAUGAUCCCGGCUUUCCACCCCAACACCCAGCCCCUCUCGGUCACCUCUGACCCCCAGAUGACCUUGCCACUGCAACCAAUCCCCUGCAAGCCAGCCGUGGACUAUCCCAUGCAGCUGCUGCCCAACCCUAACCCCACCCCUCUCAAGAGGAGCAGUGGCUCUUUCCGACAGGAAGCCAGUCAGCCCUUGAACCUGACCUCCAAGCCAAAAGGGCUGGAGCUGGGGAAAACACCCAGUCCGCAGAGCAUGGAGCUGGGAUCACUGGCACUGCAGGGGGCCUACAGAACCAGAGAUCUCCAGAGAGAGGUGUCCCACAGCCCACCACGAUCUGCUCUGAGUUUCCUUGGAGACGGCGAUGUGGUCACCCAGGCCAUCCAUGAUGCCCAGCAGCUCCUGCGGAACCACAGCACCGGAGGGCGAGAGAGGGAGAGAGACAGAGACAGAGAGAGAGACUCAGUUGGAAAAAUGGAGUAUAAAGAUUCUCCUCGUGGUGGGAGAAUUUCACACUCAGAGCGAGGUGAAGACAGACAAGCUCCGCUGUCCACUGAGGACCACCUCAGCAGUGACUCUGAGGGUGCCCUGCCCGUCUCAGUCCCAGGUGGCUACGCUGAGGCCCGGCCCCCUCCCUCCUCGGGCCACAUCAAGAGACCCAUGAAUGCCUUCAUGGUGUGGGCCAAGGACGAGCGCAGGAGGAUCCUGCAGGCCUUCCCUGACAUGCACAACUCCUCCAUCAGCAAGAUCCUGGGCUCCAGAUGGAAGUCCAUGUCCAACCAGGAAAAGCAGCCUUACUAUGAGGAGCAGGCAAGGCUGAGCAGGCAGCAUCUGGAGCGCUACCCCGAUUACAAGUAUAAACCCCGGCCCAAACGGACCUGCAUCGUGGAGGGACGGAGGCUGAGGGUGGGCGAGUACAAGGCCAUGAUGAAGAGCCGUCGGCAGGAGCAGAGAGCAACCUACACACACAGUCAAACGGAACCACAGCCAAUCCACUAUGCCCACAGCGAUGGCCAGUACCCGGGAGGUGCCGGCUCGGUCUCUGUGGCAACCAUGCCCUUUCACCCCGCAUUACUGGAGCAUUACCUACCACAGGCCCCGCCCGCACCGCGUCGGGCAGAGGGCCGGGCCACACCCACUUCUCUGCCCAGGGAGCGACAGAAUGAAAGAGAGAGAGAACGGCCUCCGUACAGCGAAGGAGAGGAAAGCGACAGCGGAGAGAGGAGUGAAGGGGAACUGGUGCUCCUGACAGACUGAAGGGGGGAGGGGGAGUGGGGAGAGGAAAAAAAUGAAAAUAGAGGGAGGGGAGGCAAGGGUAGCUGAGGAGAAAGGGGUGCUCUUUGUUGACUGACAGUCAGAGGUGAAGAAUGGAGGAUGAACCAAUGAAACAGGGAGGGACUGAGUUGUCACUGAAUGAGAAAAUUGCCCUUUUGUAAGGAAAAGUCAUACUUACUCCCUUGUAAAUUAGCUCAGUCCUCAGUGAAACCCUGCCUUACCCAUACACACAUAAAGGCAAGCUCUUAUCUUACUCAUUUCCCUUCAUAGAUAUGUCAUCAGCCGCUUUGUGUUAGAAUACAGAAAGUAUAUUGAAGUUAUAAUGUAGAAGACUUAUCCUUUAAUCCCUGGAGCUUCUUGUUUUCCUCCCAUGUUGACUUUUGGUGCACAAAAUGCCUCACAGGAGUUAGACUCAUUGGAGUAAGCUGUAAAAGGAACCACACAAGUUCAAUAGAAUCCUUGUUUAUACAUGUUAGUCAGCUGAUGGACCUUAGAGUGGCAAGUAACUUCCCGCUAGUUAGAGCAGCAGCACUGUGAUGGAGCUGAGUGUGUCAUCAGUAUGCAAGUACUGGCCCCUGCUGGUAAAGACUUGUUAUUACUAAAUGAAGAAUCCCAGCAGCCCUGAAUAAACAUUAGCAGAGCUCCUGUCUGGGUAUUUUCUUCAGAUUUACUUCAUAUUGUCUGGAUAGUGUUCCAACUAAAAUUUGGCAAGUUAUGACAAUAAAAGUCAAAUUUUAUCUUGAAGUUGGCAUCUUAAAGUAAAGAUUGAGGGGGAAAGGGGAGAUUAAAGGUUUCUCCAGCAAUUUGGUAUUGCACUUCCAUAAAGUUUAAGGACUUGAAAGAAAGUAGUAGUAAUUUACCUGAUGACAUCAUAAGGGUAAUUUUUCCAGACUUUUUCUGGUGCCAUCCCUCCAUAGCCACAGAAGAAAUCAUGCAGCCGUUUUCACAGGCUGACUAGUAAACUGAACUGAACUGUAAAAAUCGCUGGAGUUCCCAGUAACGUAAAAGCAGCAUUCAGGAACAUUGCUCACUUUAAGCUGAUAUAAUGUGUCUUUAAAACUGCCUCACUGAAAAAAAAAAUCAUGGCAGCUGUAAGCCAUUGCUCCACUUUAAUUUAGUGCAUCUAAAGGAGAGGCCGGAUCUUUAAGUGACUUCUUUGCAACAGAAGUGUGUUUGUCACCACCAGUGGAAUAAAUAUUCCAGUUAAGGGAUCUCUCAGUGCACCUAAUGGUUUUCAAUAAGGGUGCCCAUGAAAUUACAGAUAAUACACCGUAAAUCAACAAUCAAAUCCUCCUCUUCCUCGUCCUCCCUCAUCACACUGUUCGGUUGAGCUGUGCUGUAUAUGCUGUAUUUGUGUGUCUAUCAGUUCCCUCUCCAUAGCAUGGUGGGUUGACCUCAGCCUUGCCUAUUUUUUUUUAUACCUCUGUGUUUGCUUCUUUGAGUGUUUAUUGAUUGUUGUGUUGAGCACCUCCUCUCUGUGUAUUCAAAUGUCUGCUGUUGUUUCCUUUUGAGAUACAGCCUCCUACAGCACUGCAGAACAUUUCCACAUACGUACAUCUUUUUUUUUUUUUUUUUUACCUUUUAUGUGUGAACUUUGGGGAAAAAAAGGGUAA